AUGGAGGAUUUUGAGAAGAAGGUGUCGAUAUCGGAACCAGUUAGCAGCAGCAUGGAGGUUGAACAAGAUCAAGAAGAGACGAAUAGUAAAGCCUCUUCCCCCAAAUCAAUUGUAGACUUGCUCCGUAAAUUCCUAGCCGUGCAGCAACGCCGAGCCCUUGCUUAUGCCCGUCUUAAACGGGGAUUUGAAGACUACAUGGCUUCAGGAGGUGAAUCAGUUUAUCAGCAACUUUGCAGUGAAAUAACAGUUGAAUUUAAUGAUUGUUCGAAGCAGGUUGUUGAAAUAGAGUCUCUAUUUCUGAGUCCUGAUUGCUGCAGAGACGAUCUAGCUCACUUGCUCAGAUCUGUUCAAACACAAGAAAAGGAUAAAUUGCAUUUGACUGCUACUAUUCAAGUGUUGAAAAAGGCUGGCCGUCCCUCUGAACGUUUGGUAAGCCAUGAAAACUGCAGAUUCGGGCAUUCAACAGGACAUGAAUGUGUUCAUAUCCAGAAUAUAACUGAAGCUUCUGGAACUGAAGAGGCAGAGGCUGAUGCACAAUACGAUAAUGCUCUCAAGGAAGCCAUUAAAGGUGUGCAGGAAGCAGUCAUUGCCAUAAACGAAUACCUCGAAGAAAUCAGGUACGAAAUUGCAGCUCUUGAAGCCGAAUGA
Messenger RNA from Fraxinus pennsylvanica, 648 nucleotides. Lineage: Eukaryota; Viridiplantae; Streptophyta; Magnoliopsida; Lamiales; Oleaceae. The record is from the annotation of a GenBank genome assembly.